Ipomoea triloba (trilobed morning glory) is the source of this 361-nucleotide messenger RNA. RefSeq lists its product as uncharacterized. The transcript has 4 exons. Lineage: Eukaryota; Viridiplantae; Streptophyta; Magnoliopsida; Solanales; Convolvulaceae. The coding region runs from base 22 to 339 and encodes 105 amino acids. The record is from RefSeq and is a predicted model, not a curated record.
UAGAAUUGAAACCAUGCAAACAUGUUUUCUUUACCAACACAUCAACAAUUGGAUUUGAAAUUCUUGACUCUCAAGCUAUGCUGCAUUGAAAUUUCUACUUUCUUGAGAGUGUUACCCAUAACACCCAGUAAUAACAACAUCAGAUGCAAGGAAAAAUCUACUAUCAUUGCAGAACUACUGUCAAGGUCAAUUUACAGAGUUUUAUUUUCAUGUCAGGAGACAUACAAAUCCCUUGAAAAAGGCCCCGGCAUAUGUGAUAGUCAAGAAAACCUUUGUCAGCCCGGAAGACGUUGUAGCUCAAGAUGUAUGCACUUUCAAUUAUUGCAUGUAUUUGAUUGAUCUUUCACUUUAUAAAGUUGGU